AUGUUUCAAUUUGGAAAGAAAAUUACAGGUGCACAUGAAGAUGGUAUUUGGUGUGUAAAAUGGCAAGGUGAUAUUAUUGCCACAGGUGGUAUGGGUACAAAAGUUAAAACAUGGCAUGGAAAUCAACCACAAUUCCUUACAGAAAGAAAAGUAUUUGAUAAACAUAUAUUAGGUGUAACUUCAUUAGAUAUAGAUAUUGGUGCAAGAUAUCUUGCAACAGGUGGUAUGGAUGGUACAGUUCGUUUAUUUGAUCUUAGUACAAAUACACUUCAUAAAACUAUUGAUUCCGGUCCAUUGGGAUGUUUAAAGAUUGGAUUUUUAAAUAGUGCAAAUAAUUUAGUUAGUGUUUCAGAAUCUGGAAAUAUUUCAAUAUACUCUGUAGAAACUGGUGAAAAAUUAAGAUCAAUUUCAAAUACAAAUAAACAAGUUUUAACAAUGGCAAUCAGUCCAAAUAAUGAACAAAUUGCAGUAGCAGGAUUAGAUGGUACAGUAUUAUGUUAUGAUGUUGAAAGUGGAAGAAGAGUUUCAGAGAUUAAAGCACAUGGUGUUCCAAUUCGUUCACUUUGUUUUUCAUCAGAUUCAAAAACAAUAUUUACAGGUGCAGAAGAUUCACAAAUUAGAUUACAUGAUCCAAAUAGUUCAAAUCCAUAUAUUGCAUCAUUAUUAGGUCAUUCUUCUUUUAUUUUUUCAUUGGUUGCUUCUUCUAAUGGUGAUUUAUUAGCAAGUUCUGGAUCGAUUGAUAGAAAAGUUUGCAUUUGGGAUAUUAAAACAAGAAAAUUAGAUAGUAGUUUUACAGCUCAUGCUGAUCAAACUUGGGAUUUAGCUUUUUCGCCAGAUAGUACAAAAUUAGUUAGUGUAUCUGAUGAUUGUUCAAUUCAUUCUUAUGCUUUAAAACAAUAA
Messenger RNA from Dictyostelium discoideum AX4, 900 nucleotides. It is a transcript of the gene wdr61, whose product is annotated as WD40 repeat-containing protein. The record is from RefSeq and is a predicted model, not a curated record. The coding region runs from base 1 to 900 and encodes 299 amino acids. The transcript has 6 exons. NCBI's taxonomy places the organism in Eukaryota, Evosea, Eumycetozoa, Dictyosteliales, Dictyosteliaceae.